AUGACCGGCGAGACGGCGACCGCACCAGCAGUGAAAGCGGUGGCAACAACGGCUGCAGUCGAUGAGAAGUCAAAGUUUGCUGUACCCGAUUGGGCAAGUCGACCACCACCUGGAUCACAUUUGGAUGUUUGCAAAGGGGAACAACUGAUACAGAAGCUGAUGGUAGAUGAAAAACGAGCAUACUAUUUCGGUCGGAAUCCCAAGCAGGUCGAUUUCGCUGUUGAGCAUGCAUCAUGCUCCAGAGUACACGCUUUGUUGCUCUAUCACGGUAUCCUGAAGCGAUUCGCUCUGGUUGACACUGACAUGGAGAGCAAAUAUGCUUGA
Molecule: messenger RNA, 324 nt
Organism: Cooperia oncophora
Lineage: Eukaryota; Metazoa; Nematoda; Chromadorea; Rhabditida; Trichostrongylidae
Source: the annotation of a GenBank genome assembly